Ceutorhynchus assimilis (cabbage seed weevil) is the source of this 1071-nucleotide messenger RNA. Lineage: Eukaryota; Metazoa; Arthropoda; Insecta; Coleoptera; Curculionidae. The record is from the annotation of a GenBank genome assembly.
GUGUCCAAUUUCAGACAAAUCCAGCUGGUACAGAGAAGACAAUAUGUACCAAUUCAUAUACUCACCUGUCAAGUGACUGUCUAACAACUAAUUGACCAUUGCGGCAUGCAUAGUCAUCGCAGUACCGUAGCCUUAGGCUUUGGAAAAUAUAUUCAGCAUAUAGAACCAGAACAAUGUCUGAAGGUUCACCGAUUCCGUCAGUUAGAUCUCAAAGGAAUGGGAACUGGUGUUAUUUCCAAACUUAUUCUGAAUGAAACCACAGAAGUUUUAGCAACUCUUCAGGGUUUUGCCGACGCCAAUGGUCGUUGCGAAGAAGAAAUUUGUGCUCAAAAGGCUUGGCUAACUGAACAAAACCAUUUACUUGUAAUUUUUGAGGAUUCGGUUGGAUUCUAUUACCAUCAUACCAUUCGAAUUUCUCAAAAUACAGACAUGAUGGCUCAAAUACUAAGUAAACUUUUGUAUUUGGAGAUUGCAGUAAAAAGACAAAUGGCUAAUGUCAUCUACCACUUAAUUAUGGAAAUAUGCCAUUUAAGAGAGAAGAUUUUACAAAACAGAUUAGCAAUGGCAAAACAAUCGCCCGAGCCGUUGGUAAUCUGGUCAAAGAAACAUCAGGAUAUAGCUGUUGUCGUAGACUAUCGAAAGACUUCAGAAUGCUAUCAAGAACUUCCUGUGAUCUAUCUGAACAGAUCACUAUACAAAACUGCUAUUACACAUAUCCUAGUUGAACAUGGAACCAAAGUAGAAUGUCAACCACUACUUCCAGUGAAUUUCAAGUUGGAAAAUAACUGGUUCAAAGUAACACCUGACCUAAAGCGCACCAUCGAAGCUUUAGAAUUAGAUGCCAAUGACGAAGAAGACAAACUAUUAAUGCCAAGUAUUUCCAUCUCUCCUAUCAGUUCCAAUGGAAUUUAUUCCAAGGAAGACAUGGAAAGUUUCCAGCAAACUCUCUUAUAUCCAAAUAUCAGAAAAGCAGUAACUAAUCAAGUAGCCCGAAGGAUCAUAGCCCUCGAUAACUCAGACCCUUAUUACGUGCCAAAUCUGUUUAGUGAAACCGAAUUUACAAAUAUAUAG